AGUCGUGCACCUACUCAAAUGGCGAGUUUCGGGGCAGUGGGACAACAAAAAGAGUGUGACACCCACGCACCCGGAGCCCAAGACGCGACGUCAUCCGGGGGAGGCGACGCAUAGAAUUUCUAGAAUGAUUCAACGUGUGUGAAUCUUCCGAUAUCUGGGGAAAGAAGAAUGGGGUGUCAAAAGACAGGCACUGCAUGCGUUUCUGUAUCACGGCCGUCCCGUGUGGAGUGUUUUUUUUCUUUCCCCCUCGCGCGUUGCCAGAUGUCAUUGUCACGAUGGCUUCACAUAAGCGGUACUCCGGAGCAAGUUCCGCGCGACGCGCGCGUGCGGAAUCCUCUUUCUACACAAAAAAAAAAGUUGUGGCGUCAUUGUUCCGUCGCGGAGCAAAUCGGCGCGCGACGGGAGUCUGCAAACGGUGCUUGUCGGAUCGGUGUCGAAUUUUGGCCGAGCCAGAACGUACAAACACCUUGACCUGGAAGGAGGUAGAUCAGCAAACGCCGAGAGAUCGAAGAAACAUCUGGAGGCGAUCAUCCCGGGCGUUUCGGGGAGGCAAUACGUAUGGAAGAGUGUUACAGGUGGCUUUUGCAGUUGGGAAAGCACUGGUAUUAGUAUCGGCGUCGGCGAUAGCAGCAUCAAGCAUGGCGAUUGUCAUUGAACACCCAAAUCCGAGGAAAUCCGCGUGACGGAUGGUCUCGUUCGCAACAGGUAGACGGUAAUUGAUCAGGGGAAGAGGUACGAAAUACUUGAGAGGCUGAGGGCGGAAAGCACAAAACGGGAAAGAC
Colletotrichum acutatum is the source of this 782-nucleotide messenger RNA. RefSeq lists its product as uncharacterized. Bases 195 to 683 code for a protein of 162 amino acids. The transcript has a single exon. NCBI's taxonomy places the organism in Eukaryota, Fungi, Ascomycota, Sordariomycetes, Glomerellales, Glomerellaceae. The record is from RefSeq and is a predicted model, not a curated record.